This is a messenger RNA of Bactrocera oleae (olive fruit fly), 1390 nucleotides long. RefSeq names its product zinc finger protein OZF. Gene Ontology annotation, biological process: regulation of transcription by RNA polymerase II. NCBI's taxonomy places the organism in Eukaryota, Metazoa, Arthropoda, Insecta, Diptera, Tephritidae. Gene Ontology annotation, molecular function: RNA polymerase II cis-regulatory region sequence-specific DNA binding; DNA-binding transcription repressor activity, RNA polymerase II-specific. Gene Ontology annotation, cellular component: nucleoplasm. The record is from RefSeq and is a predicted model, not a curated record.
AUGGAAUCGGUUUUCGAUAACGGAUUCACUUGAAUCGAAAAUCGACAUUUGUCUUCUAAGCAAAACAAAUAUAUAAAUGAAGUUAUGUAGAGUUGAGGAUUUUCAUCUGCUAAACACAUUUUUGUCGAAUUGAAAUAGUUUACAUAGAAUUUUAAAUACAAUUAGUUUUAGAUAAACAAAAAUGUCUACUACAAUUGUACAAAAAUUCUAUUGCGGUGAGGUAUUCAUUACGAACACAUACUGUAUGAUACUUGAGUGUAAAUGCUGUAGGCAGCAAUUCGGAGUUUAUUCUACUUUCCUGGACCAUAUAUUUGAAAAACACUUUGACGAUUGGGCGGCAACAGAAAAUUCUAAAAGCGAGCAAAAGAAAUGUACCACUGUAAAAGAAAAGAUAAGCGAGCAAGUUCUGCCAUCAACAAACGGGGACGAACAUAAUACAAUUGAUUCCACAACCUCAAAUGAACUGACUUAUGAAGUUGAUGAGGAGUUGAUAACAGAAAUGUUAGAACCACUGGAAAAUGACAUAGCGGAUAUGGAUGAUGAUAUAAUUGAAAAAGAACAGCAUACUAAAGCUUCAAUACUGAGCGUUCGGCAAGUACGAGUCUUUCCAACAAAACAACUAAAAAACGACGCGGAGCGAAAAUAUAAGUGCAAAAUAUGUGGAUUCGCUGUUGCUGGAAUAUAUAACUUACGUGGUCAUGAACAGCGCCACAGUAAUAUAAAGCCUUUCACAUGUUUAAAGUGCAACAAAGCAUUUUACACGAGUACAGAAUUAAAAAUUCAUACUAGACGACACAACGGAGAAAAGCCAUAUGUAUGUACUUAUUGUGGUAAAUGUUUUAUAACUACUGGUACCUUAAAUAAGCAUGAAAAACAGCAUAUAGACGAGCGACCACAUAAAUGUGAUCAAUGUGAAAAAAGGUUUAACAAUGCGUACCAGCUAAGGCAACACACCGUAGUGCAUACCCAGGAGCGUAAUUUUUCAUGUGAGAAGUGUCAGGCAAAGUUUACACGGAAGAAAACACUACAGACGCACAUGAAGUUACACGACAAUGCGCUAGAAUAUGAAUGCAUCAUAUGCAAUAUGCGUUUUAACCAACGACCUACACUAUUGUGGCAUAUAAAAAAUAAGCAUAAUGUAUUGCGCGAGGAUUCGGAAGGAAAAAUCUCUGCGGAAUUCAAUGUUAACAGUUGAAAUGUACAUAACUCACUCGAUUAGCAGUAAUAAGAAUAUUUUAAAUGUAUGUGAAUAUGUAUGUAAUAGUAGUAGUUUAGAUUAAAAAUUAGACAUAUAAAAACCAAAUACUAAACAUAUAUUUUAUACAUUGACAGUGUUAAAGCAGUUUAUAAAACCGUAAUUAAUUAAAUAUAAGCAAAAUUAAGAAAAAAA